Cladophialophora psammophila CBS 110553 is the source of this 1086-nucleotide messenger RNA. RefSeq lists its product as uncharacterized. Gene Ontology annotation, cellular component: endoplasmic reticulum-Golgi intermediate compartment; Golgi membrane; endoplasmic reticulum membrane. The record is from RefSeq and is a predicted model, not a curated record. Gene Ontology annotation, biological process: endoplasmic reticulum to Golgi vesicle-mediated transport. The transcript has 3 exons. Bases 1 to 1086 code for a protein of 361 amino acids. Lineage: Eukaryota; Fungi; Ascomycota; Eurotiomycetes; Chaetothyriales; Herpotrichiellaceae.
AUGCAGCGCCAACCCUUCUCUCCGCCUCAAAAAUCCCCCGAAUUAUUCCACCCUCGCCCUCAGCACAUAUCGCAGGUUCCCAUGAUGCGAUCCCCUCCUCCACCUGCCUCACAGAACUCGUCACAGCCGCCUGUUAAUAGCUAUGGCAACCCCUAUCAGUCGCCGCCUGGGGAAGGGGGAAGUGGUGGAGGGGGAGGGUUCGGACCCAAUUUCAACUUCAUGAACGACCCAACGGCCCAGAUGGGGUUUCAAGUCGGGCAGCACGCAAUGAAGGCUGGGCAAGAGUACAUGGAACAGAAUCUGAACCGCUAUAUCUCUGUAUCCGCACUGAAACACUAUUUCAAUGUCUCCAAUUCGUAUGUGGUACGGAAACUGCUGCUUGUUCUAUUUCCCUGGCGGCACAAACCUUGGACGCGGCAGCAGGCUCGAAUGACCACCUCCUCCACGACUGCUGACGGCACAAUGACCCAACAAUCUUAUUCCUUCAACUACCUUCCGCCCCGCGACGACCUCAAUUCACCAGAUAUGUACAUACCAAUAAUGGCGUUGAUCACCUAUAUCCUCCUGUCGACUGUGCUUGCAGGAAUCAGAGGGUCGUUCCACCCCGAAAUACUAGGCAGCAUCACCAGCACGGCGAUUUUCGUUAUCAUCUUUGAAAUCAUCGUUCUGAAGAUUGCCAUGUAUAUGCUAAGCAUCAGCAACGAUUCUCAGCUCCUUGACUUGGUAGCUUAUUCUGGGUACAAAUUUGUGGGAGUGAUUGUCACACUCUUUCUCAGCGAGCUAUUGACUGGCGGGAGUGGUACGAAUAACUGGGUGGGCUGGACUCUGUUCUUGUACACCUGGUAUGCGAAUGCAUUCUUUCUGCUACGGUCCCUGAAAUACGUCCUCCUGCCAGAUGCUUCCGGAGAUCCGACAGCCAUGCGAGGCGGAAGCUCAUACACGGUGGCACGCGCACAAAAGAAUCGUCGCACAUAUUUCCUGGCACUGUAUGCAUUCGUGGUUCAAAUGUUGUUUAUGUGGAUCUUGAGCCGCGAAGAGGCAGCCGUCAAAACGGUUGCCAGUAGACUUGCUGGGCCGAGAGCAUAG